This is a messenger RNA of Phasianus colchicus (ring-necked pheasant), 3994 nucleotides long. It is a transcript of the gene GPR119, whose product is annotated as G protein-coupled receptor 119. Gene Ontology annotation, biological process: regulation of metabolic process; adenylate cyclase-activating G protein-coupled receptor signaling pathway. The record is from RefSeq and is a predicted model, not a curated record. Gene Ontology annotation, molecular function: phosphatidylcholine binding; G protein-coupled receptor activity. NCBI's taxonomy places the organism in Eukaryota, Metazoa, Chordata, Aves, Galliformes, Phasianidae. Gene Ontology annotation, cellular component: membrane.
GCAGCUCCUCAGAAAUGUAUGAACAGUGUAUUCAUGGCCUCUUACAGGUUUUUGGCUUUCUUUUUUUGUGAUAUGAAGUGCUGGUGGGAGGCUCUUCUUUCCACCCUUAGCACCUACAACCUGCCCUGUGCCAUGCUCUGCCUUUGGCUGCAUUCUCAGCUGUAUCCUGACCUUGGUUGUGCUCAGCCUCUCCUGAGCAGACCGCUCGCCUCGGGUUGCUAUUUGACAGAGGAAGGCUGAAGCCUUCCCUGUUUCCUGGCAGCUCUGAUUUUUCCACUUCUUGGUCCAGGAGAGGCAGAUUUGUUUAAAGGGAUCAGUGUUAUUUCUUUGGUCCCUUUGGGACAAGGCUGCUGUAGUUCUGGCAGUGACCCUGUAGAAGCCUCAUGAGCUGUACCAUCUGUACAUCUUGCUGGGCUUUUCUCCUUUAUCUGCACCUGUGUCAAAGCCAGGCACUGGCUCUGCUGAGGUCCUUAGUGCUUGGCUGGGGUGCUCACCUCCCUGCAUGCCACCACAGCAGUACCACUGGACAAGGAGGAGUAAUCAGGGUGUGACCCUGGUGCUGAAACAGACCACAGCCCCCAAGCAGGUCUCACGGUUGCAGUUGGAGAUGAUGGAGAGGCCAACAGCAGCACAGGCUGCCCUGGAAUGGGAGAUGCUGAAACAUCCUGUGCAGGGAGCUGCUGCCCUGCUGAUGGGACAGGGAGCCAGGGGAGCAGGAGUGGGCUGUUAGGGAGGAGAGUGGCGUCAGCCCAGCCUCACACUGCCUUCCUGUUCAGUGCUCUGAGCUCACCCUCCUGCUCUCGGGUUGUCUGGAAACGCGGCAUGAGGGGAGGGACCUCUGUGGGCACAACGGGUGCUGUGAGUGCAUCAGUCCCUUCUGGCACAGCAGAACUCUGCUCUGCAGCCUGAGGCACCACCUGGAGAGUGAGGUGCUGUGCUCACAGCUGCCCAUCGCCUGCUUACUGAGCUGUGCAUACCAAGAAGCCCCAGGUGAGGAAUGCUCUAGGAUCGUGCUGUGGACAUACCAUCUUUGGGUUGUGUCCCGCAGUGACCAGACAUGGCUAGCUUGGCUGUGGGAAUCAUCCUUGCUGUGCUGGCUCCGCUCAUCAUCGCUGCCAACGUGCUGGUGGCCAUUGCCCUCCUUCGCCUGAUCUGGAAGACCGGCUACAAGGGACACUAUUUUGUCCUUAAUCUUGCUGCUGCAGACACCAUAGUUGGUUUGUCGGUUGUAGGUCUGGUCAGGGGGGAGUUGUCUGAGCACGUUCAUCCCCCACAGAUCUUCUGUGUCCUGCGAAUGGCUUUUGUGACAUCCUCUUCUGCUGCUUCUAUCCUAUCCCUGACCCUGGUCGCGUGUUACAGGCACCUGGCAAUCAGAAAGCCUUUCCACUAUCACCAGCUGGUCACAGGCACGCGGGUCGGGCUGCACUUGGUGGGGCUCUGGCUGCUUGCUGGUAUCGUUGGCUUUCUCCCACUCCUUAUCCCAGGCUUUCAGAAGAUCUCCAUCGAGGAAAAAUGCUCCUUCUUCGGAGUCUUCCACCUCAGCUACAUGCUCAUUGUCUCCUGCAUGGGGUUCUUUCCAGUCCUGUUUCUCUUCAUUUACCUCUACUGUGACAUGCUGAAAAUUGCCUCUGUGCACGUGCAACAAAUCCGGGAAGUGGAACGUGCAGGGCUGGCCAGGGGCAGCACCAGUGACAUGAAGGCCAUGCGCACCGUGGCCAUGCUGAUCGGCUGCUUUGUGCUGUCCUGGCUGCCGUUUUUCAUCGCUGGCAUCGUGCAAACUGUGUGUACCAAGUGCUUCCCUUACAGAGUCAUUGAGAGUUACCUCUGGCUGUUGGGACUGUGCAACUCCCUCCUGAACCCCUUGCUUUACUCCUACUGGCAGAAGGACGUGCGGCGGCAGCUCUCCCAGCUGGCUGCUGGAGUGAAGAGGAAAGUCCUUCAUUUGGGGAAUGGUUGCUGUUUCCCCAGCAGAGGCACCGAGUCCAUUCCUACUGUGUCGUGCUUGCAGCUCCAGGAUUGAUGUGGUUAGGAGUGGCUACUAUUGGCUUUCUUUCCAGCUUGUCUCCCUCACCAGGACUGUGAACCUGGGGGCUGCCAGCUGUGGAAUAGAUCUUAUGUGGGGUAGGACAGCUCUGCAUGCUUAGACACAGCACAACCAGCACAGCCAGUUCUGCACCAGCUCCAGGGCACCCAAAAUUGCAGGUGCGUGGCACAUGUUGAAUUUUGCUUGGAGAGCUUCAGCAAGAGCAGCUUUGUGUCUGGUGGGACCAAGCCUUUCACAGACUAAGAUCACUCAUCUUUUGCAGCCUGGCUUUCCCCAGCCCAGAUCUGGGAGCCUUCUGCUGUCCCUUUCUGCCUGCAGCACAGCUGUCUGGACCAGGUUCCCCACCAGCACGUGGGGCAGGGCUGCUCUCACUGUGUUGGCUCUGUCACUCCCUAUCAAUGCCUUACCUAAACCAAACAUGCAAUCCAGCACAUGCAAUCUGGGCUAUUCCUCAAACCAUCCUCUGGUUAGGAUCGAUCCUUGAGGCAGAGGUGAAGGGUCUGGGUCUGGGAUCUCUGCUGUAAUGCAGGGGGGAGGGGAGUGGCUGUUCUUUGGCUAUAUGUGCACUGGAGCAAAAGCUGAACAGCCCCAGACGUGGUGUGCCUGGGAGAGGUGCAGGGCAGCACCGGUUGGUGCUGUUACUGUUUGGUUUGAGCUGUAAAGCAAGUUAAUGAGUGACUGACCGAGUGCUGAGCAGGAAGGACUGCCUUGGAGACAGGGAAAACCUUGUGCAGAAGAGCUGCUUUAUCCCACCAAUGCCAUAGGACUGUUUAUGGGGUGAUAAGGAUGCCUCUACACUGACUCAGCAGAUGGGAGCACACAGCACUUGGUGCACGUCAUGCCACACAGCAGUGAUGGACAGAUUGCUGGUCCCGCCAGAGGCUAUGAUGUUCUCUAAUUGCUUUUUGUAAAACUGUAACAAUUUGUAAAAUCCACAUAGCAGGAACAUUUCCCUUAAAACAGGAUGCAUAGCUAAGGACUCGCUUCAAUCUGAAAAUGGGGAUGCUUUAUGCAAACAAUAAUUGGUUCCUCUUCUGUCACCUGCCCUGCUGGUAGAGAUGAAGGCUCAAGGCCUGAUCCCAUACAUGAGCAGAACCUGCCUCGGUCCUGGGGCCACCCCCAUCAUCAUCUCAGAGGAAGGGAUGAAAAUAAAAGCACCCUGCUAAGACCAAAACAAGAGCAGCAGGCAGCCUGUGGCACCCAUCUCUACGCCUGGGAGCAAACACCACACAACGUAUCCUGUGCACGAAGGAAAGAGCCCGAGAUAAGGCUCACACAGAACAGAUGGGCUCUGUGGGUUGAACUGAUGCCUCGCAGGUGGGUCUGGUAGGUGGAUCCGCUCUGACUCAGCUGUGGGGAUCAGCACAACCGCGUGUCAGCGUGACGUGGCUGCUGUCUGCGCUCGGCACAGCGUGGGCUCCACCAGCUGUUGCUUUGCAAAGCCGCCCCAUCCUCGCCGAGUAACUGACGACGCCGAAGCCUCCGCCUCCUCCUACACGCCUGCCAGCGCCCGCUGGGAAUGGAGACAAGCGGGCCUCCCGCUUCUCGCGUCGGCUGCGGUCCUGCUGCCCACGGGCACGGCUGCGGGCGGGUCGGUGCCUCGGGGCUGCAGGCCGGCUGGCAGCGGUACCGACGCGGGGAUGGCAUCUCCUCGGGGCGACGGGGGACGGGCGGGAGAUGAUGACGCGCUUCUGUACCGAGCGGGAGGCGGAGCGCCGGCCCGCACUGCGGGGUCCGUCCGCGUCCCCGCUCCGCUCCGCUCCUCCCCCGCUCCGAGCGCCGCGCGAGGGCUGAAGAUAAGGAGCGCUUCCUCUCGUUGCUCAAUAAAUCGCAUGGCUGCAUAAAUGCACGCUCGCUGUUCCGACUCGCGGGAGCUGGGGGCGGGUUGCCCUCCGUGGCGGUUCGAGGGCUGCGCCGCCCGCACCCGGCAGCAAAGGGGCCAGAGAUGGG